Molecule: messenger RNA, 2674 nt
Organism: Misgurnus anguillicaudatus (oriental weatherfish)
Lineage: Eukaryota; Metazoa; Chordata; Actinopteri; Cypriniformes; Cobitidae
Source: RefSeq, a predicted model, not a curated record
UGUCUUGAAGGCAGGACGUUUAAUAGUGUUUUAAUUGUGUCAUGUGGAGUUUCAUGUCCCAGGACACCGCUGUGUUUCUGGAAGGAAUGCAUUUACGUAUGCUGUCCUGGCCCUGUGGAUUCCCACUUCAACAGUAAGAAGUGUCGCAUUUCAGCAUCUGGUUUUCAUAGCCAAUACAGGAUGUUGUUGAAGUCCAAUAAAGCAACAGUACUUUAAAAAAUGACACAGAAUUGGUCUGGACAACAACUUUUUGUUGGGGAGUGGACAGCUGUGUAAAUGCCUUUUUAUUUGUGGUUGUUCCGAUGCCAAAGAGGGCAGUCCCAUCCCACAGGACACGUGAGAUAAUGACCACCUCAUAGAAAGGUGCCCAUCUGUACACACUUCUACAUGUGGAGCUGCAAAGACCAAAAUGAUCUGGAUAACUCUAUUUUUGUUUCAUAUUUUUCCUCAUCUUUUUGCAUCAUCAGACCUACUUAUGAAUACCAGGAACAUUCAUCACGAUGAACCAGUAAUAUUAAAUGAACAAUCUGAGGACGUGUCUUUUCAAGGCCAAAAAGAAUAUAACAGCGGUACUGGCAAAGACAAGUGCACAAUGCCAUGUGAAAUGACUGCAAAGCUAAUGCGUGAUGAGAAGCAUUCCCUGUGCAGUAUCCUCCAACAUACCAUGGUAUCAUAUACAAGAAGCACCAGAAAGUUGAUUAGAGAUCUCAUUGAUGAACAGCAGAAGACCUUGGAGAUCCUCUCAAGUCAGAUGAUUGAACUUAUGACCAAAGUAAACACACUGAGUUUAGAUGUGCAGAGAAGCAACAGUGACAUCUUUUCCAUUCAGCCUAUGCAGUCCCACGGGAGAGAUUGUAGUGACAUCAAAGAGACACUAGGGGCAGUAUCUCCGAAAAUCCCUAGUGGAAUUUACAUCAUUCAGCCAGAAAACACAGAUGUUUCAUUUGAGGUGUUCUGUGAGAUGGACUACAUGGAAGGUGGAUGGACAGUAAUCCAAAGAAGAACAGAUGGUCUCACUGACUUCAAAAAAGUGUGGUCGGAGUACUUGGAUGGAUUUGGACACUUACCAGGUGAACAUUGGUUGGGUCUGAGAAAGGUCUUGUAUAUUUUGAAUCAGAGGAACACACGUUUCCAGCUGCAUGUGUCUCUGGUCUCGCAAGAUGAUUCCACAGCCUAUGCUUCGUAUGACAAUUUCUGGCUUGAGGAUGAAACCAAAUUCUUCGCAUUACACCUUGGCAGAUAUGCCGGUAGUGCAGGGGAUGCAUUCAGAGGAUACGACCAAGAGCAUAACCAGGAAACGGCUCCAUUCAGUACCUCCGAUGUUGACAAUGAUGGCUGUAGUCCGUUUUGCACUUUUGAUGAGAAAGCCGUUGAGAGCUGCAGCGUGCAUCAGAACAACACAGGAUGGUGGUUUAACCAGUGUGGCAAGGCAAAUUUAAAUGGCUCACAAAUGGACCAUGAUUACUCCAACCAGUCACAUAUUCGCUGGGAUACCUGGACAAAGAACGGCAUACCUGUCAAAAUCAAAUCGGUGACCAUGAAGAUCAGGAGGGUUGAGGUCCCGAACUCAAAAUAAAUCACAAGGGAUGAUCGUUGUUCAAGAAUGCACUUUUCUUUUCUUUUUAUAAAAAUAAAACCUCUGGUAUUGCGAUGUGUCAAGGUCCUAUAUUUACAAAGCCACAAUAUUUGAAGAGUUUGGUUCGAAAACGCAAUAAACGGCAUUUUUAAAAAAAGUUACGGUAUUGUAUCUAGUUGGUAUUAUAAAGUAAAUAAAUUAUUUUACGCAAAAUUCGAUAUCCGCUGUGCUAUUUGGUCAUCUUUUCUGCCUUUUUUUCUAAACCGCGACAAACGCCAGUCAUUCUCUGCAGAAUGCAAUAAAUCCGCUUAACCAAUCACAGCGCACCAUUCCACACAUUGUAAACAAUGAUGGUGGUGCAUUAAAUACACACAGAAUCCUACUUUUCCUCAUCUACUUUGGACUUCGUGAUCAACAGUCAAACAAAAACAAAAUAAUACUUUUGAUGGCAUUGAUAAAUUUUUUGUUGCGGGAAAGAAACAUAAGCCAUCAAAAUCGAAAAAUGUACACGAGAGGCACUCCGGCGAAGAAAAAUGCUGGCUGUUGCUUGUUCUCACACAACAACAUCAAGCUUCUGUCAUGCUAACACAUUGACUUUGAUCUUAUGAAAAACGUUCCAAUAUUUUACGCGAAGUAAAAAAAAAUGAACAAAACCAAAAUAUUUUACAGCUGAUCGCUUAAAAAAAUAUUUAUUUAUUAUCAGUGUAUACCACUAGGCAACUAAAUGAAUAUAACAUGGCAAAGAUGAAUGCACAUUUAUAUAUUGAUUCAAUAGAUUAAUAGUAUUUAGAAAAAAAAUUAUGAUUUUAUUGCAUUUUGCGAAAAAAUAAUCAGUUUUUUAAAUAAUAAAUCUUUGAAAAUCAAAUUAUGGAUUUGAAUAUUUAUAUUAUUAUAACCUAAAGAUGCUAUGUGAAAUUUUGUCACUUUCUUGUUAUAGAAAACAAAUUUUUACCGAAAUUAGUCAAAAUGGAUUUAUUGCUUUUUGGAACCAAACUUUUCAUUUAUGUGUCAUAAUUAUGAAUAAAGGGCUGUUGUUUAUCUACUAAAAUGUUAUCUUUUAAAGCUACUAGAUUAAAAAAAAAUAUCUACAGCUGUAAA